Dracunculus medinensis (Guinea worm) is the source of this 678-nucleotide messenger RNA. Lineage: Eukaryota; Metazoa; Nematoda; Chromadorea; Rhabditida; Dracunculidae. The record is from the annotation of a GenBank genome assembly.
AUGUGGGAAAAUCACUUCGGUGUAUUAAAUGAAAAAGUUGAAGACCCCGAAUGCAAAUUAACUGGUAUAAUUCCUCGGUCUAAUAAUCUAAUAAUCCUUAGCUCGAAGUCUGCGUCCAACAAUGCAAAUGUACAAGGAAUAAAUAUGCUAAACGAUGUACAUCCAUUGUCGAAAUGUGCGCAAGGUUUCUGUGCAUUGGAUGAAAAAAUUUAUGAUCUUCGCUGCGAAUUAACAAACCGAAGAUGUGGCGAAAAUAUGAAAUUUGCUACGAUUAGCCGCGAACCGGGAAAUCCGAAUUCGUUCACAGGCCUUGUCAAUACUAAACACGAAAUUUGCAUUCAACAAUGUAUGUGUGCAAAUAUAAAAUAUAUUAAAAAAGAUGGAAAAUGUAUUGAAAACUUGGCGGAAAUAGCGACCACAGUUGCUGCGAUUGCCGAUUCUCACCAUUCGUAUGGUGAUGAAUGGUUUGAUUACUCGUGCGAGCUUGUAGGAAGCAAAUGUGGCGAAAAUAUGGUAUUCGUGAAAAUAGAUCCAUAUCUUUCAUAUUUUCAUGCUCUCCCGCGAUUUUUUUCUUUCAGUUUUUGUGUCGUACAAUGCAAAUGCUUGAAAUUCCAUGAGAAAAUAGAUGGACAAUGUGUUCAAAAAAAAGAUUGGGAUUUAGAGCUUUAUAUUAUGUAA